AUGAGUCCGCUUCGGCCGACUUCCAGUGCGCUCCUCAGACGCGAGGAUGAGAUCCAGAAGCCUACAGAUCCCGAUGGUCUCAUCCUUGAAGCGUGGGCUCAAGGAUUCAUGGUUGGAUCUCUGAUCAUCAUGGCUUUCAUCACCAUGGCGAAUAUGCGGAGGGGAGUCCUGCUCCACAAGCUUAUACUCGGCAUAUGGCAAGGCUUCUGGUUGUUCUUCCACAGGCCUGUUUACGCCUGGUGGCUGUCAGUUGGCGCCAUUCCCUUAAACGCAUCCUGGUCGCUACAUAACGUUGUAUCCUGGAUGAAGAUUAAACCUUUCCUCUCUCGGCCGGUUAGCUGGGCAUUCAUCGGGUCGAUAAUCUUGGUUCAGCCAUACUGGGUCGUGGAAAUCUACGCAAACUUUGCGUACUUUCAUAAGAAGAAUGAGCUCUUCAUACGGACUAGGCCUUGGGAAGCGUUGUGCCGAGAUCCGUGGUGGAUCUUCACUACUGUGGCGCUUGUUUGGAUUAUCAAAACGCAGUAUGACCUGACCCUGAAAGAGAUCAUACGGAUAUCGCCGCGGUUUGGCAUCAUGCUUCUAGCCAUGGUUAUCAGCGUCAUCUUCAUCAUCCUGGACAUUUGUUCCGUCACAUCCGCCUUCCAGUCGACGCUUCCCGUCGGGAUCAAUCCUUUCUGGAAACUCGCCUUCGUCUUCAAAUGUCUCACCGAUAUGGUCGUUCUGGACGACUUCAAGACCGCGCUGGACAGGCUUCGCGCCUUCAAGAUCAGCCGUAUAGGGAGCUUCUGUCAAGAUACUAGCGAUCGACGCACUUGGGACAACAGGCAUCUGGUCGAGGCAUGGGAAAGAGAAGCUUCCGAUCCUUACAGAGAUCCGUUGUCAAAUUCCUUUCCGAGCCCGGACCCUGCUGUGGUGGAUGAAACCAAUUUUCUGGGCUCAGGAGAUCACAGUUCCGGGAAACAAAGAACGCCGAGCGAGCAGGCCGGGAACCAAGCCUCGUCCUCGUCGCAAGGGCACAGCUCUAGGGAUCUUGGCGAGAUCAAUGGAGACCCCGAGAACAUCGUGUCGAGCGCAUUGUAUGGGCCUCCCCUGAAGCCGGUAGAUCCCGUCUUUUUAUCUCGACCGAAUGGUGAUCAUAACCAUGGUUGGCCAGCGACGCAGGACUCUGCUAGCGUCCGGGAUUACGCCAGAGCGAUAAGAGAGGUCGAAUUGGGGCCCUGGAGGACCCGUUGA
Westerdykella ornata is the source of this 1233-nucleotide messenger RNA. RefSeq lists its product as uncharacterized. The transcript is spliced from 3 exons. Bases 1 to 1233 code for a protein of 410 amino acids. NCBI's taxonomy places the organism in Eukaryota, Fungi, Ascomycota, Dothideomycetes, Pleosporales, Sporormiaceae. The record is from RefSeq and is a predicted model, not a curated record.